CGAGCUGAGUUGGCGGGAGUUCGGACGCGAAGUUAGGGUGUCCUGGGCGGGGAGCUCGCUAGUUUGGAGGUAGACUCGGCCAGACCGCACUUCUAGGGCCCCGAGAAGUGGACGAACCCAGAGGAGUGGGGACAGCUGCUGUACAUUCAAAACUAUGGGGGAGCGAUUGCCCCAGAGUUUGCAGUAUACAUUUAAACUAAUGUAACCUCGCUUUCAAAUAACACAGCACUACUUCAUGGGAAUUACAGGGUUUGAAGUUCGAAGAUGUGGCCGUUUACUUUUCUCAGAAGGAGUGGGAAUGCUUGGAGUCAACUCAGAAGGAGCUGUACCAAGAUGUAAUAUUGAAGAAUUACGACACCCUGGUCUCGCUGGGACUUUCUGAUUCUAAGCCAAGCGUGAUCUCCUUAUUGGAGCAGGGGAGAGAGCCCUGGAUGGUUAGAAGGGAGGAGGCAGAAGGAUGGUGUCCAGAUUGGGAAUCCAGAACGGAAACCAAGAAUUUUUCUCUAAAGGGAGACAUUUACGAAAUUGAAUCAUUGCAACAGGAGAUAACAGAAAGACUUAGAAGCUCUAACCUUGAGCGUACCAGACUCAGAGAUGACAGAGAAGGUGAGUUCCAGUUAGAGGGACAGUUCAGCCCAGCAGUAAUGACACUCGAUGGACGACAUCAGAGAUUUCAUACUGAAAAGAAAUCCUGUGAAUGCGGGGAGAGUCAGAAAGCUUUCAGGUACCAGCCAUGCCCUGUUCAACAUGAAAGAAUUCAUAGUAAGGAAAAAGACUCUGAAUGUCAAAUAUGUGAGAAAACCUUUAAUAGUAGAUCAGACUUGAUUCAGUAUCAGAGAAUUUAUGAUAACAAAAAAAGUAAUGAAAAUAAGAAAUGUGCCUUUACUUGUGACUCUGAAAUUCCUCAGUCUCAGAAAAUUAAUACUGAUGAGAAACCCCAUAAAUGUAAAGAAUGUGGGAAAGCCUUUAGUUCAGGUUCUCAGCUUAGUCAACAUCAAAGAAUUCAUAGUGGUGAGAAACCUUAUAAAUGUAAUGAAUGUGGAAAGGCCUUUCCAUCUACCUCACAGCUUAAUCUACAUCGGAGAAUUCAUACCGAUGAGAAAUACUAUGAAUGUAAGGAAUGUGGGAAAGCCUUUAGCCGUCCCUCACACCUUUCUCGACAUCAGAGAAUCCAUACUGGUGAGACACCCCAUAAAUGUAGGGAAUGUGGGAAAGCCUUUCGUUAUGACACACAACUUAGUCUUCAUCAGAUAAUUCAUACUAAUGAGAGACUCUAUGAAUGUAAGGAAUGUGGAAAGGUAUAUAGUUGUGCUUCACAACUGAUUCUGCAUCAAAGAAUUCAUACUGGUGAGAGACCCCAUAAAUGUAAUCAAUGUGGCAAAGCUUUUCUCUCUGAUUCACACCUUGUUCGCCAUCAGAGUGUUCAUACUGGUGAGAAACCGUAUACAUGUAAGGAAUGUGGGAAGUCCUUUCGUCGUGGCUCAGAACUUACUCGACAUCAGAGAGCUCACACUGGUGAAAAGCCCUAUGAAUGUAGGGAAUGUGGGAUGGCCUUUACUUGUAGCACAGAACUUAUUCGACAUCAAAAAGUUCAUACUAGUGAGAGACCCCAUAAGUGUAAGGACUGUGGGAAGGCUUUUAUUCGAAGGUCAGAACUUACUCAUCAUGAGAGAAGUCAUAGUGGAGAAAAACCUUAUGAGUGCAAGGAAUGUGGGAAGGCCUUUGGCCGUGGCUCAGAACUUAGUCGGCACCAGAAAAUUCAUAGUGGUGAGAAACCUUAUGAAUGUAAGCAGUGUGGGAAGGCUUUUAUUCGUGGCUCACAUCUUAAUCAACAUCAGAGAAUUCAUACAGGACAGAGGGGUGAAUGAAGAAAUGGGGGAAGGCAAAGAACUUCACUGACAUGAGAAAAUUCAUACUGGUUAAAAAAAUACGCCGACUAUAAGGAAUGUGGGAAAGCAUUUGAGGUUAACACCUUAUUAAAUAUCAGAGUUUAUACCUGUGGAAACAAUAUCAGAGUUCGUCCUAUGGAUGUAAGGCCUGAAUGGUCCUUGUUUAAGGCCAGGAUUUAUUUAAUGCUUGUUACUAAUGAGAAGCCAUAUAAAUGUUUAGAAUGGGGAGGAUUUAUUUGUGUCUCAGAGUCCAACCAGUGAAAGAUGGAGAAGCCCCAUGAUAUAAGGAAAGCAGGAGGCUUUUCCUGUGGCUCAGAGAAGGUAACGUUGGGGAAUUCGUAAUUAGGAGACGCUUAGAAAGGAUUUGAUUAUGUUAGAGACAUCAAUCAUUUCUCAACAGUAGGGAAUUCGUAUUGUUCUGAGAAAUCAGAGGAUUGAUGAUAAAAAUGUAUGUGUGAGAUACCAGUUUGCCAUAGCUAACAAGCCAUUCAUCUGAUAAUUCAUACUUGAGGAAGACUACAUUAGUGUUAAAAAUGUACAACUUAAAUCUUGGUAAAUAUUAGUGUGCCCAUUCUCUAGAAUUAACCUGAAUUGAAUGCAAGUGGGAAAGGAUUUAACCAAUAUUUUGUCUUUACUUACCCUAGCCAUUAUAACUUGUUUCAUAAAGGGCAAAUUCCUUAACGCUGAGUUUUCUCAUGUAUAAAUUAGCGCAGUCGCCACAUUUCUUAGUAGCAUUGUGAGGAUUGAAAAAAUACACUUAUGUCCCUGAGAACACUGUCCAGCUGGUAAUGAAAGUGUUCAGAAUGAGAGCUGCUUUUAUUAUUCCUUCACUUUGUUAUUCUCACGGUUGCAUCCUAUUAGAGAUGACGGAAGGAAGGCCAUGUGCACGGUGAAUGUGGGAACAUCUUCCAUCACCUUGCUGUCUUCGUUGAGUGUUAGGUAAUUCUUUCUGGAGAGAACACAGUAACUGUAAAGCUUUCAUUCAUAGUUCACCCUUGUGCCCAUCAGGGGACUCCUAAUGUAAUGUAGAGUAAGUGUGGGGUGCUGUGAGGUCAGCCAUUAGGAAUUCAGAGGGAAGAUGUAGAUGAUUUAUUAAAACCUUUCACAUAACAAAAGACGUGCCACAAUCUCUGGCGUCUGUCUUAGAGAAUUAGAAAAUAACAAUGGCUUGGCAAAAUCUGGAAAAUCUAAAAGAUAUCUGUCUAAAUAACUCUGUUAAAAAGGAGAUCAAGGCAAAUUACCACUAGGAACGAAUGACAAAGGAUGCUGCAUGUUGAAAUUUGUAGGAUGUGAACAAAGCUAUACUCUGAGAAAAGUUCUUACUGUGUGUAGAGAACAGGGGCAGUCAGGCCAGGAUUCAUCCCGACCUCACAGCACGUGGUGAACUGCCUGUUCCUGGGAGGUUCCCAGUAAGUAUCUGUUGAUCGAAGGAAUGAGAGAGUGAAAAAUCAUUCAACUCAAUAUGUAGAAAAGCUUUAACGGGAAGUGUAAAGCGAAAAAGGAAAGGUGUUGAAUUCAUGAAAUGGAAAAAAAAAACUAUUUGAAUGAAAAGAGUGCACCCUAAACCUUGGUAAGUUUGCAAGAAAGCAAGCAUCACGGAUGAGAAAGAAUAUGUUACUACAAAAAUGGAGGAGAUUUAAAGAAACAAGGCAGUGUUGUUCUGGCAGACACUGUUGGCCACCUACCUUCCGUCCGUCAUUACCAAUUUCCCUUUGCCAUGAAGAGCCUGCCACCCACCUGAGGUUGUCAGUGCCAGAACCUUGCUCUCCUAGCUUGCUUUGCAGAAGCCACGGAAAAGGUGAGCCUGAGUCUGCAGCCGAGCUUCAAUUUUCUUUCCUAACAAAAUGGGAGGAAACAUUCACCUUAGAAUCAGUGUGCAUAUCUGUGUGAGUCCUAGAAUUGUGGUCAUUUUGCAUCCGGAGGGGUGAUGGGAUGAGAUUGCCACAGGGCAUGGGUUGGAAUUACCCAUGUCCUUGACAUGAGCUGCUGAAACAACUCAGAGCCGCCCUGUCCCUGAACUUGUGUGAAAUAAACCCCAUGCAUAUCUGGUAACAACCAAAAGCAUCUCAAAUGUUUGUGUUUAUACCCAGCCUUUUGCAAAAUAUCUGAUUCCUGGAAAUUACCAUUAAAAAAAAUUAUAUAUACAAACAGUCCCCAAGUUAUGAGUGUCCGAUUUAUGUACAACCCUUAGUUACAAAUCAACCCCUGUAAAGCCUGUAUUAGAAAUUCGAGGCACAUACAAUGGUUUGUAAUAACAAAUGGGCGCUACUUUGUGCAUCAAAACAUUAUUGUGUUGAAGAUGUUUUAGGGUAUCUAGACGUGUUUCUUUAAUGUUUUUGUGCAUAGAAAGUUACACUAUAUACUAAGAUGAACAUGUGACUGACAUUAGAUACGAAUGGAUCUCAUUUGUAACCUGGGAACAUACACACACUCAUGUAUAUAUAUACACAUGUAUACACACACAUUUAUUGAACUUUAGGAAGACGACAGCAUGUUUAUAUUGAGCUCUCUACAGUAUAUCUGAAACCUGAAAAAGUAUUGUUUUCCUGAAUAAAGUAAAAACCAAGAAGAAACUGAUUUAUCAAAAAGCUACACCAUAAAAUUCUUCUAGUACCAGAUUAUCUCAAAGGUAAACUCCUCUGAGUCUUCAAGAUACAAAGAGUCACAGCUGUGAGGCUAGCAUAACCCUUCUACCAAACUGGGGAAAACAGCAUCCAAAAUCAAAUCAGCUAUAAAAACAAAACAAACCAUCGUACUUAUGAUAAAAUCGCAGCAAGUCAAAUCUAGCAGCCUGAGGAAGGUAGAAAACUAUCCAGAGUGUCCACGACCUGCGCAGCUGUUAAAGCAUGUGUAAAUACAGUGUUUACACAUUGGAAACUAGACACUGAAAUACCUUGGCUGUCUAAAGUAGUAGCUGAGAACUAGUGCAGAUCGCGCAUAUUCAGCCCGAGUUACUGCGGCUGUCCACUUGGCCUGACCUGGUCUUCGUUCACGUUUGAAGUAAUCCCCAUCCAGUGGACUCUGCUGCCCGUGCCGUGGAAAGAACACUGAUAAAGCGAGUUAAAUGUAAACGUGUGUUACUUCAGUUAUCACCAAAUAUUAGUCAACCCACUGGAGGACAAUUUGUAACAAAAAUUUAAGCAUUUUUUUAAAAGAUAGAAAUGAAUUAUUAAAAAUCAUCUGCACUGAUAUAUUUAUUUCAUAAGUCUGAUCUUGAAAGUUGGAGGUAUUUUUUUUAAGAGGGAAAAUUGUACACUUUAGAAGAAUUAAUAAGCCCGGGAAACUAGACAUGGUCAUGGUACUGGUUUCAUUACAACCUUGUAGCAUUUUUUGUUAUAAUAAAUGUUGAGAUGUUACUUUUGUGUUCUGCCCAUGUAUACAUAUUUUUUAAGACUUAAAAAUUCUCUUCCUGCAUGUUUCACCAAAACCAGGGGAAGGAUGCAAAGGUAAAUCAAACCUAUUCUGUCCACACUGGUCCCCUAAAGGAUGUGUCCUCCCACGACGUGGUAACUGUGUGUAUUUUAAAUGGGGUUGUGCAUACACGCUGAGGUGCAGCCGCCUUUUCUGACUUGGUAACACACCACGGGCCUCCUUCCACUCACUACCUACAGAUCUAUUUAGAUCUUUGAAGACUCAAGUAAUAUGGACAAACCAUAAUAGAGUCAGCCCAUUUUACCACAGAUGAAAGUUCAGGUUUUCGGUUGUUUUUACAAACAAUUGAACAAUAAAUGGCUUUACUAAUAUGUUAUUGCAUGCUGGUGCUUUUAUUUCUAAGGGUGGGUGAAUUCCUACUAGUUGGAUUCCUUGCCUGCCGAUAUAGUAUAUUUCAAAUGUAAUAGUUAAUGCCUUAUUAUUUUGUAAAAUUCACCAUUAAUCUCUCCAGGAAUGACUCUAUUUCCUGUCAACUGGACCUUUUUUGUUAAGUUGGAUAAAGGGAGAGAAAAAAAAGGUGCCCUCAAUUUUGAUUUUCUUAACUGUCAGUAAGGCUGAGCAUCUAUCCCACCUAAAGGCCACUUGGACUUUUUCUAUGAAUUGCCUAUUCGUAUCUGUUUCCUUUUCCUUAAUUGGAGCUGUUUUUCUAAAGCACUGUAUAGGAACUUUGUUAAGGAAAUUGUUUUUGUCACAUGCUUUGCAGCUUAGUUUCUUAGCUUAGUUAUAUAUCUUCUGCCUUUGUGGGAAAAGGGGCCAGUAAGCUUUUUGUAUGAAGGUUUGUUGUUAGGUGCCGUCAAUUCGGUUCUGGCUCAUAGUGACCCAACGUACAACAAAACGAAACACUGCCUGGUCCUGUGCCAUCCUCACAAUUGCUGUUAUGCUUGAGCCCAUUGUUGCAGCCAUUGUAUCAGUCCAUUUUGUUGAAGGUCUUCCUCUUUUAGUAUGUAAGCCAAGCCAAUGGUUCCCAACCAGGGGAGUUUUGUCCCCUGAGGGACGUUUGGUGAUGUCCAGAGACAUUUUUGGUUGUUAGAAUUAGGGUAGAGGCCAUGGCUGCUGCUAAACAUCUUACAAUGCACAGCGCAGCCCCCACAACAAGCACUGUCCAGGCCAGAAUGUCAUGGAGUCUGAGGAAUAUUGACUGUUCCAACAAGACUUUAUAAAAACCAGCAGCAGGCCAGAUUUGCCUGUAGACUGUAGUUUGCUGACCUCUUUUAGGUUAAGUUUUCUGGCUUUGUUACUGAAUCGUCUCACCCUAAAUAUUUUUCUUGAAAAAUACUGAUCUAAUUCUCAACUGCUGUUAUAUUUUUUCUCUCACUGUUAAAUAUAUUCUGGUACCGUUUAUUGAUUGAUGUCUCUAUUGGAAACCCUGGUGGCAGAGUGGCCAAAAGCUACUGCUGCUAACCAAGAUGUCAGCAGUUUGAAUCCACCAGGCACUCCUUGGAAACCCUAUGGGGCAGUUCUGCCCUCCUACAGAGUCGCUGUGGGUUGGAUCCACUUGACAGCAACGGGUUUUUUGUUUUGUUUUAUUAGAACAGAGAAAAAGUUGCAGAUAACAAAAUCCAUCAUUCUGUAUAUUUUAAGCAGUAAGAGGUUUAAUAAAGGAUAUUUUGUAAUUAAGAAUAUUCAGGAGGGCCAAGCAUCAUGGUUUGAAUUGUGUCCCCCAAAAAUAUAUGUAUCAAUUUGAUAAGGUCAUGAUCCCCAGUAUUGGGUGAUUGUCUGCCAUUUUGUCAUCCUAUGUGAUUUUCUUAUGUGUUGUAAAUUCUGUCUUUAUGAGGUUGAUGAGAUGGGAUUAGCAGCAGUUAUGUUAAUGAGGCGAGACUCAAUCUACAAAAUUGUAUUGUGUCUUGAGCCAACCUUUUGACACAUAAAAGAGUGAAGUGAUUGAAGAGCGGCGUCUGGGGUCUUAAAAGCUAGCAAGCAGCCAUCUAAGAUGCACCAAUUGGUCUCAACCCACCUGGAUCAAAGGAGAAUGAAGAACACCAAGGACACAAGGUAAUUACGAGCCCAAGAGACAGAAAGGGCCACAUGAACCAGAGACUACAUUAUCCUGAGACCAGAAGAACUAGAUGGUGCCCGGCCACAACCGAUGACUGCCCUGACAGGGAACACAACAGAGAACCCCUGAGGGAGCAGGAGGGCAGUGGGAUGCAGACCCCAAAGUCUCAUAAAAAGACCAGACUUAAUGGUCUGACUGAGACUAGAAGGACCCCAGUGGUCAUGGCCCCCAGACCGUCUGUCGCCCCAGGACAGGAACCAUUCCCAAAGCCAACUCUUCAGAUACGGAUUGGACUGGACAAUGGGUUGGAGAGGGAUGCUGGUGAGGAGUGAGCUUCUUGGAUCAGGUGGACGCAUGAGACUAUGUUGGCAUCUCCUGCCUGGAGGGAGGAUGAGAGGGUGGAGGGGGUUAGAAGCUGGCGACAUGGACACGAAAAGAGUGGAGGGAGGGAGCGGGCUGUCUCAGGGGGAGCGUAAUUGGGAGUGUGUAGCAAGGUGUAUGUGGGUAUUUGAGAGACUGAAUUGAUUUGUAAACUUUCACUUAAAGCACAAUAAAAAUUAUUAAAAAAAAAAAGGAGUGAAGUGAGCAGAGAGACAUGGGGGCCAUAUACCACAAGGAAACACGAGCUAGGAGAAUACAUGGGGGCCAUAUACCACAAAGAAACACGAGCUAGGAGAAUACAUGGGGGCCAUAUACCACAAAGAAACACGAGCUAGGAGAAUACAUGGGGGCCAUAUACCACAAAGAAACACAAGCUAGGAGAAUACAUGGGGGCCAUAUACCACAAAGAAACACGAGCUAGGAGAAUACAUGGGGGCCAUAUACCACAAGGAAACACGAGCUAGGAGAAUAGUGUGUCCUUUGGACACAGGGUCCCUGCGCUGAGAAGCUCCUAGACUGGAAAGAUUGACGACGAGGACCUUCUUUCAGAGCCAGCAGAGAAUGCCUUCCCCUGGAGCUGGCACCCUGAAGUCGGACUUCUGGCCUCCUGGACUAUGAAGGAACCAUUUCUCUUUGUUAAGGCACCCACUUGUGGUGUUUCUGUGACAGCAGCACUAGAUGACUAAGACACCAAGGAAAGGGGCUUACAUGCUGCAGAAUCCAGAAAACGGGUGGUAAGAUUCCUGUUGAAGGGGAACCACCACUGCUGCUACCACCCACUGCUCAGCACCUAGUGUCCUAGGGUCUGGAUGCUGGAAACUGCCAUAGCCCCCUCAGAAGCCAUCAUUCCUGCCACCGGGUCCUGUCCCUCCACACGCUGCCUCAGCCCAGUGAUGCUCACUUCCUCCACCCCCAAGGUUCCAGUAGUGCCUGCGGAACCUAGAUUGCACGCCAACCCUCAGCUGCGGUGGAGUUCGGUGAAAGUAUGUGAAUGUCAUAAUGAGUAACCACGACUUGGGGGAUGUGGUCAUAAGGCAACUUCAUUCUUGUCUAACGUUAUCCCAUUAAGUUUGGUGGGACAGGUAUGAGAUCAUGGUCAAUCCUGUCCCUCCUUGCUUGCCCUUUCCCUGCCCCAAUCUUGAGUCUGGCGUAGAAAGUAGAACCUUAAUGGUUAUUUGCAGAUGAGGCUUCUCGCCCUCCCUUGGCUCAGGCAGGUCAUAGAGGGGAAGAUGGCAAAUGAGGCAAGACAUGGAUGGCUUGUACCUUUCCACUUCUCUUUUUAAUCUCCCAGCCUAUUUCUUGUUUCUGAUUACUAUGUGACUGAAGACGAAAAGAGACCAUUACUUGCAUGAUACUGUCAUGGUAAUGUUGCCACAUGCUGUCUGCACUUGGCUGGAUCUCUGUCAGGGCAUUUUUAUGGGUCCUUUGGAGGUCCCAAACACAUAAAAAGAGAUGAUCUGUUCUUAGGUCUAUUUUGUUAGGAAAGCAUCAUCUUCUAGAUAUUUUUAAGAUAGGAUAUGUUUAAAUUUACAGAAAGAUUGCCAAGAGAGUACAGAGAAUUCCACAUACCCCACACCUGGUUUCCCCUAUUAUUAUCUGUGGGGUAAAGAACUUUACCCAAAGAAUUUGGUCUUUGUCCUUUAUGCCUAAGAGAUAACCUCUAAAACCUUGAACUUUAAUGAUUGAAGUGUCUGAUGAG
This is a messenger RNA of Loxodonta africana (African savanna elephant), 9397 nucleotides long. RefSeq names its product zinc finger protein 568-like. Gene Ontology annotation, biological process: regulation of transcription by RNA polymerase II. NCBI's taxonomy places the organism in Eukaryota, Metazoa, Chordata, Mammalia, Proboscidea, Elephantidae. Gene Ontology annotation, cellular component: nucleus. The transcript is spliced from 6 exons. The record is from RefSeq and is a predicted model, not a curated record. The coding region runs from base 432 to 1868 and encodes 478 amino acids. Gene Ontology annotation, molecular function: RNA polymerase II cis-regulatory region sequence-specific DNA binding; DNA-binding transcription factor activity, RNA polymerase II-specific.